CACGUGAUCGUGCUAGGGGAGAAAACGCCUGACCCCAGCCCCCCGGCCUUUCCCGGCAACGCUUUUCCUUCUGCCAUUCGUUCGCCUUUUGGUCUUCAGACACUUGCGCGUCCCUCCACUCGAUCCCGGGGCCACCCCCGGAACCCUGUCUACCAUGUGGCUCCUGCCUCUGGCCCCAAGUGGGCCGCGGCGGAACAGCCCCCGUCACCUGCCUUCCUGCAGCCCGGCGCUGCUGCUGCUGCUGAGCAGCUGCCUGGGGGUCUCUGGGGUGGCGACGGGCUCUCGGAGGCCCAAUGUGGUGCUGCUCCUCACCGACGACCAGGACGAAGUGCUCGGCGGCAUGACACCACUAAAGAAAACCAAGGCUCUCAUUGGAGAAAUGGGGAUGACUUUCUCCAGUGCUUAUGUGCCAAGUGCUCUUUGCUGCCCGAGCAGAGCCAGUAUCUUGACAGGAAAGUACCCACAUAAUCAUCACGUCGUUAACAACACUUUGGAGGGAAACUGCAGUAGUAAGUCUUGGCAGAAGAUCCAAGAACCAAAUACGUUCCCAGCAAUUCUCAGAUCAAUGUGUGGUUAUCAAACCUUUUUCGCAGGGAAAUACUUAAAUGAGUAUGGAGCCCCAGAUGCAGGUGGACUAGAACACGUCCCUCUCGGCUGGAGUUACUGGUAUGCCUUGGAAAAGAAUUCUAAAUACUAUAACUAUACGCUGUCUAUCAAUGGGAAGGCACGGAAGCAUGGUGAAAACUACAGUGUGGACUAUCUGACAGAUGUUCUGGCUAAUAUCUCCUUGGGCUUCCUGGACUACAAGUCCAACUCUGAGCCAUUCUUCAUGAUGAUCUCCACACCAGCACCUCAUUCUCCUUGGACAGCUGCACCUCAGUACCAGAAGACUUUCCAGAACGUCUUUGCACCAAGGAAUAAGAACUUCAACAUCCAUGGAACGAACAAGCACUGGUUAAUUAGGCAAGCCAAGACCCCAAUGACUAAUUCUUCAAUACAGUUUUUAGAUAAUGCUUUUCGGAAAAGGUGGCAAACUUUACUGUCAGUUGAUGACCUUGUGGAGAAACUGGUCAAGAGACUUGAGUUCAAUGGGGAAAUAAACAACACUUACAUCUUUUAUACCUCAGACAACGGCUACCACACAGGACAGUUUUCUUUGCCAAUAGACAAAAGACAGCUGUAUGAGUUUGAUAUCAAAGUUCCACUGCUGGUUCGGGGACCUGGGAUCAAACCAAAUCAGACAAGCAAGAUGCUCGUUGCCAACAUUGACUUGGGUCCUACUAUUUUGGAUAUUGCUGGAUAUAACCCGAAUAAGACACAGAUGGAUGGGAUGUCUUUAUUGCCCAUUUUGAAAGGUGCCAGCAAUCUGACUUGGCGAUCAGAUGUCUUGGUGGAAUAUCAAGGAGAAGGCCGUAAUGUCACCGACCCAACCUGUCCUUUGCUGAGUCCUGGAGUAUCUCAAUGUUUCCCAGACUGUGUCUGUGAAGAUGCUUACAAUAACACCUACGCCUGUGUGAGAACCCUGUCAGCUCAGUGGAAUUUACAGUAUUGUGAGUUCGAUGACCAGGAGGUAUUUGUAGAAGUGUAUAACCUGACUGCAGAUCCAGACCAAAUCACAAACAUUGCUAAAAGUAUAGACCCAGAGCUUUUAGGAAAAAUGAACUACCGGCUAAUGAUGUUACAGUCCUGUUCUGGACCAACCUGUCGCACUCCAGGAGUGUUUGACCCUGGAUACAGGUUUGAUCCUCGUCUCAUGUUCAACAAUCAUGGCAGUGUCAGGACUCGAAGGUUUUCAAAACCUCCUCUGUAGCAACCUCUGCACUGGGUCCCCGCACGCCUCUGUCUGAAGAAGUGAUUGUAGUAGGUAUCUGUAGCUAGUCCGCAAGACCGCGCCUGGAAGACUUUCUGGACUGGCUCUAGGUCCUGUCUGAAAAGGCAACCCAGUCAGCUGACCACCUUGUGCAAUGUGUUAAACUGUGAACUCUGCCCCUCCGUCAGGGAUGGCUGGCCCUGAUCCCUCGUUCAGCUAAUCACAAAUGCUCCCUUUCCUGGGGUUCCAGUUCCUGAUGAUUCCCCGUGUGGUCAGUCUGAAUUUGUAAGUCCAUUCAGAUAAACGGCAGUACUUUGGGAGGGGGGUAUAUUUUACAGCUCAACCACUUCACUCUCACAAAUGCCAACAUCACACGCCUUGAAUAACCAUCAGAGCAAGAAGUACCACCGUUGUCAGAUUAGUGGAAAUACAUUGUUUAUAAUAUCCACAUCACAAUGUGAUAAGGUCACAAAUUCCAAACCUGUCAACCAAGCACUGUUUUCUGUUGGGUUUUUCUUGUUUUCGUUUCUUUUGCAUUCUGGGCUGGUGCUACACUGAAAGAGAACAGUAAGUUUUUGGUAAAGGCUAAUUCCAGGUAGUUCUAAAAGGUGACAGCCAUCUCCUUCCGGGGGGCUGCUCACCACACGCUAACCACAAGAGGGAACGUCUCUUCUCGAUUAUUACCCCUCUGAGAUCUGAACAACAAAGUGGCUUAGGGAUCUCAGCAGAGAGAAAGAACUUCUAAGGGCUGGUGAAGGUUGCACUUUGAGGGCCUCUGCGGCUGGGCUCACAGCUUGAUGGGUGGAAGGGCUGCAGCUGGGACGGCGUAAGUGCCUGUGUGGCAGGAGCCUGGGUUUGGUUUUGACUCUGCAUUUUGUGGACAUUCUGUUCCUCUAGCACAGGUGACGCGGAGUUCCAGCUUGCUUCACCCUACUCUCUUCCCCUGUAGAGAAGUUCUGCCUGAGGGUUUGGAGUCUCGCGUAAUUUGGGCCUCAUUCACUGUUCCCCUGUCAAAGCCAGACCUUGAGGAGGUUUCCUACAUUAGUAGGUUUCUGGGCUCCAAGACCAAUCUGGUUUCUAUUGGUUUCUUCAGAAGAAAGCUAAUCUGUGGUUGGAACAGCAGGGGGAGGAGGAAGAGAGCUGUGGUUUAUAACCUGUUCAACUCAGGCAAUAGUGAUUUUAGCUUUAUUUAAGGUCUUAGGUCGAGCUUUAAGCACUUUGUAAGACAUGGCUGUAAGCAACAUCUCUAUCAGAACUCCAGAUCUGGAGCCAUGUUGGUUUAAUAGCCUUUGGGUUGUUCCUUUACCUCAUGCAAUCCCAGUAACUGUGGUGGUAUUUAGAGGUGAAACUGGCAAGUAAAAUGAACACCUCUGCUGUGAAUGUUUUAGGGGAAGAUAUUCUAAAUAUUUUGUGAUUAAAAAGCAAACUACAAUGUUACAUAUGGGUAUCAGCUUUAUUCUACACUUUGAUUCUUAACAUUAAUCAGUCAACUUCUACCUUACUCAAAGUUGACCAUAGUUAUUCCCGAAUAAAAAGAAACCAACUCUUACCAGG
This is a messenger RNA of Lontra canadensis (Northern American river otter), 3364 nucleotides long. RefSeq names its product glucosamine (N-acetyl)-6-sulfatase (gene GNS). Gene Ontology annotation, molecular function: N-acetylglucosamine-6-sulfatase activity; glycosaminoglycan binding. NCBI's taxonomy places the organism in Eukaryota, Metazoa, Chordata, Mammalia, Carnivora, Mustelidae. The transcript is spliced from 14 exons. The coding region runs from base 155 to 1810 and encodes 551 amino acids. The record is from RefSeq and is a predicted model, not a curated record. Gene Ontology annotation, biological process: glycosaminoglycan metabolic process.